Maniola jurtina (meadow brown) is the source of this 3570-nucleotide messenger RNA. RefSeq lists its product as uncharacterized. The coding region runs from base 151 to 3012 and encodes 953 amino acids. The record is from RefSeq and is a predicted model, not a curated record. Lineage: Eukaryota; Metazoa; Arthropoda; Insecta; Lepidoptera; Nymphalidae. The transcript is spliced from 3 exons.
GAACAUCGGUAAAUCGCCAAUCAAUAUCGGCUGUGGUAGAUCGUAGAGUAGGAUUCAGUGAUCGAUCGGCAGCGGCGGUGCGCGCGCGUCCUCGCUGUCACAGAGUGUAUACGCUGUCAUGUGGAACCUGUAACGCAACGCGAACUGAAGAUGUCACUGUGCAACACUUUCAGGUUAUCCGUUGUAUGCUUUACAAUUGUGUUGUCGAGUAUUGACGCACCGGUAGUAGCAUUCACGCUUCGUCGCACAACCAGAGACAUCCAUUCCUACGGAGAUCUUGCUCAAGAGGAGAGCGUUCUACUAGAAGUCAAGAGGGAGUUAAACGUACCUGAUAAAAUACAGAUAACUGAGAAUAAUACUACUGAAAACAUUAAUAACAAUAAUAACUUUACACUUACAAGCCCUAAAGUAGAAUUUGAACGAGAUAUCGUAACGGAAUCGGAUUCAAAUAACAAUUCAGACGAUCGAACAACAAGCUUUCCAAAUCAGACUCCAGUGCCAGAGCAAAGCAUAAUUGUUGACAAAGUUAUUACAACCGAAAGCAUUGUAGAUGUAACAAAUGCAGAAUCACAAACUAUCACUACUGAUUCCAUUUUGGAAAACACAACUCCAUUAUUAAUUGAUAAAAUAACUGAUGUAGAAACUACAACUAACAUAAUAGAUGUAACAACAUCAAGUGAAAUCGAUCUCAAUGAACCUGCAACGACAGAUUUAACACCAUUAAAUAAAACCAUUAAAGAACAGAAACAUUUAUCACAGAGUCCAAAAAAAUCACGACCCAUACCUAAAUGGAAGAAAUACAAAAUAAUUGAGAGAAAACGACCAUUGCCUUCUUCUGCAGAAAAACUAAAGGAAAGAAAGAAAGAAGAUAAUAAGGAAGAUAUUUUGAAAGCAGAAACUAAGCACGUGCGAAUCACAUUACAGGAUACUGUAACAUCUGAUAUACCAUCGCUUGAAUCAUUAAAAAAUGAUCUCCUAUCUUCAACUCUAAACCUACAGACGUCGGAGAGCAAGAGUGGCGUAACUUUGAAACCAUUGGUUACAGAGCAGACCAUAAGCACACCUAUUAGUUCGACGCCUACAGAAACGAUCUCAGCAGUUGGUCACGAAUCGAAACGAGCUGGGUUUUUAAAUUUUUCAGGAAAGACUACAACUGCAGAAUUAAUUACUGAUAUAACCACUUCAGAAAUAACAACUGAAUCAACAAAUUUAGAAAUGACAACAGAAGAAGAGAUGUUUGAUUUGAAAACCACUAACAAGCCACGUACAAAAAGUCUCGAUAUUGAUGUUCAGGAAGAUAAGAGUAAAAUUGGAUCACUAAUUGUGUUGAACGAGGACGCUAUUAAAGAAGAAUUACUGAAGGAGGAGUUAAUAAAUAAUAAUCAGGAAAACGCAAACCGUCAACGGGAAGAGCUCGCUAACAACGCUGAUCUCAUAGAGAUGAAAAAUCGAAAGACUGAAAACUCUGCUGAAAUCAACUUGUCUUCGGAACUAAGCGUUAAACCAAUUAAUAGCGACAGAUCAAAGAAUGGCACGUUGUAUACUGUCAAUCCUAAUUAUAAACCGAUGAAGAAAAUUGAAGUCGUACCACCUAAGCAAUUUGUUAGAGACCCAGAUGACAACAGCUGGAGGAAUGAAAGCUUAAGCUCUUUAGGCAUUGUUUUUAAACCGAAAAAUUCUUCUAAGCCUUUCACUCAAGUCUUGAAAAAUAAGACAGAGACAGAAUGGAACAAUUUGUCAGAAAAAGAUAUUAAGAAUGAUUUGCCCGAUCUAAGGGAAAGAUUGCAAAAGAUGGCUGAAAAGAGAAAAUCUAAACGAAAGAAGAUAGACUCGUUUGGUAACGUUGUUUACUUUGAUUACGAAGAGAACAGUAGCUCCGCGGAACAUGCAGGAGUUACGAUAGACGAACUCACUUCAACCGUCACUACAUAUUCACCUGCCUUGCAAAGUAUUAACGAAACUAAAUUGAAUUCAUCUUUAACAACAGAAGGUGUUAAUAAAAUUUCAUAUUCAACUAGGAAACCCAAUAAAUUCUUCCACGAAUAUUACGAUAGUACGGAUGAGGAUGACAGUGAUUAUUUAAAUAUGGCGCAGAUCGACUUGAAGAAAUUCACUACUUCACUCAGGCCCAGCACUCCAUUCCAUCCCGCGACAAUAAUAGCGAAUCAGCCAGACUGGCUCAAAAAUAGCAAUAAACUCUCGAACAACGCAUUCCCUGAAAGAAAAGCCACCGUCCAGUAUUUCCCACCUCUAACAACUAAAAAAGUUAAUUUCAACGAAUACGACAAUGGCUUUAAGUUCAAAAUGGAAUCGUUCACAACCGAGACAGAUGAGCCAAAACUUGUUUCUAUCGACAGACCGACGACACCUGUGACUGUAAACACUGAUGCCAGUAAGUCUGAUUACACUAAGAAUUUGAUUUUAAGUCAACCACACCUCACGACCGACCCGAGCGUUGCCCUAAUUGAUGAUGGAAGUUACGACAGAGGCACCUACGUCAUCAAACAUUACAAAGACUUCUUGCACGAGGCAGCAAAGGAAGCCGAAUAUGAUAAGAAUUUAAACUACGUACCCUACACCGAAGCUCCAGUGGAAGGGGUGACCAAAGCAGACUUUAUUAGAUACGAGAAAGAAAAACCAAGAACAAUAGACAAUGGGUACCCUUAUGAUCCACCAUUCCGAAAAGAGGUCCUGCAAAGAUUUGUGGACGAUUUCAAUCACAAUAGUGAUCGAUAUAGAUCAGAUUUUCCCAUUAUAUUUAACAGUAGCAUUGUUCACGGCGGCGUGCAACACGGCAGAGAUCUAGCUUCGUCGAGAGCUUUCAUGCGGAGUUCCUAUAGUGAUAUUUUCAAACCAAAGAUUGCUUCGCAGAAGGCUUGUGAACCGAAUUGUGAAAAAAUAAACGUUGAGUUAUCACCGGCUUAUGAGUUGCACUAUUACGUGCCCGAUCAGGAAGAAAAAGACGAAGCGGUCCCUCAACCAGUUACACUGCCUUACAAGUAUUCAUUAUGAAAUUAAUUGUUUUAAACGUAAGGUUACGAUUAUGUCGAAGUAUCAUUAGACAUAGAAAUUAUGUAACUGGCGUUACAGUAUUGUUGGUUUAUGAACAAGUCCAACCAAAAAUACAGGUAUUUAUUUUAAAAUUAAGGUGAUUUUUGUCUGAUUGUUAAGAAAUGAGUUACCUAUUUAAGAAUUUAGCGAAUACUAUUUCAGUAGUUUGAUACUGUAGAUAGGUAGGUAGGUACAUUUAUUCUUAUUUCUUUUUGAAUAUUUUUAUGUAAAUAAAUGAAUUAUUUUAUUCUUAGCCCCUUCUAAGCACUUAGUAUUUACCAAAAGUUACUUCUAAAAAAUUAAGCUGAUAUUAUUGUCUACUUAUAUUAUUGAAUACAAAAAUCUUCUCAUGAAUAAACUUUCGUAAGUAUAAAACAUUAUGUACAUUUUAAACAUAAGUUUUAUGUAGUACGUACCAAAUAUUAAUGAUAGAGUAAAAAGGUGUACUCAGAUGUUGUUUGUUUGUGCGGUUGAUGAUUUUGGAUGAAUUAUUUUAAUAAAAAUUGUAUACAAAUUGUA